Molecule: messenger RNA, 1164 nt
Organism: Aspergillus niger
Lineage: Eukaryota; Fungi; Ascomycota; Eurotiomycetes; Eurotiales; Aspergillaceae
Exons: 4
Coding region: 1-1164 (387 amino acids)
Biological process (GO): protein sumoylation
Cellular component (GO): cytoplasm; SUMO activating enzyme complex
Molecular function (GO): SUMO activating enzyme activity
Source: RefSeq, a predicted model, not a curated record
AUGGAGCCACAGCCUGAUCCAACUCAGACCAUCAGUGCGGACGAGAUAGCUCUUUACGAUCGCCAGAUCCGCCUCUGGGGAGUUAAAGCACAAGAAAAGCUACGAUCCGCAAAUAUCCUCCUCAUCACCUUCAAGUCGCUGGCGAACGAAGUUGCGAAGAAUCUGGUAUUGGCAGGCAUUGGCUCCUUGACCAUCGUUGAUCAUGAGGUGGUGACAGAAGAGGACUUGGGCGCGCAAUUCUUUAUAAAUGAAGAACACCUGGGUCAAAACCGUGCGCAAGCGGCAGCGCCCUCGGUCCGCGCCAUGAACCCGCGCGUCCAGCUUCACAUUGACACAGAAGACAUCCACCUCAAACAGCCCGACUUCUUCGCCCAGUUUGACAUUACCAUCGCAACCGAGCUUGACUUCCCUACAUACACCACCAUAAAUGCGGCCUGUCGCAUCGCAAACCGCCCCUUCUAUGCCGCCGGGCUGCACGGAUUCUACGGCUUCGUCUUCGCCGAUCUGAUCUCGCACGAUUUCGUCAUUGAGCGGACGAAGUCCAACGUCCAAUCCGCCACGCAGGAAACCCCGACCCGCAGCAUCCUGAAUAUCACCACAAAGAAAGAGAACGAGAAAGUCAUUGAAAUGGUGACCAAGCGCGAGGUGUACUCUCCGCUGAUCCUCGCAAACACCUCGCCACUUCCGGAGGAGUUCACCCGAAUCGCACGCAAGCGCAAACAAGUGACACCCCUUCUCACCUGCCUCCGCGCAUUAUGGGAAUACCAGAAAUCAUCCGCCGGCGCCCUGCCCACAUUCUCCCACCAAGACCUGGAACUCUUCACGAAGCACGCCCGCGACUGUCACCAAGAACUCAAGCUCGACAUCACCACCUUGGACGCCGGGUUCCUGCGCACUUUCCUACAAAAUCUGGGAAGUGAACUGAGCCCUGUAGCCGCAUUUGUAGGCGGCCAUCUCGCCCAGGACGUGAUCAACGUCUUGAGCGCACGAGAACAUCCCCUCCAGAACAUGCUUCUCUUCGAUGGAGAACGCUCCGCCGCUCCCAUCUACCCCUUACAUCCAUUCUUCCCCCCGGAAGUCGAGAGUGCCAUUCCACCCGUGGUUCCAGUUGUGCAAGCCAUCCCGUUAGAUGGCGAGCCAGCCCCGGCACCUUUAAUGCCCUAA